Molecule: messenger RNA, 1853 nt
Organism: Arabidopsis thaliana (thale cress)
Lineage: Eukaryota; Viridiplantae; Streptophyta; Magnoliopsida; Brassicales; Brassicaceae
Gene: PGLP2
Product: 2-phosphoglycolate phosphatase 2
Exons: 10
Coding region: 149-823 (224 amino acids)
Molecular function (GO): phosphatase activity; phosphoglycolate phosphatase activity
Source: RefSeq, marked reviewed
CUUCAACAUUAGUAAAAUAGGCCUUCCUAAUUGGGCUCACCAAUCACAAUGUGGCCUCUUUCGAUGGAACGGUGUCGUUUUGGACGUGCCAAUUGUGCUUUACCAGAGUGAUCAAUUCCCAGAAGAAGAAGAAGAAGACACUCCUCCAAUGGCGCCUCAGCUUCUCUCCUCCAGUAACUUCAAAUCUCUCUUUGACUCUGUCGAUACGUUCCUCUUCGACUGCGAUGGUGUUAUAUGGAAGGGUGAAACGCUCAUCGAUGGCGUCUCCCAAACUCUCGACCUUAUCCGUUCUAAGGGUAAAAAUGUUGUCUUUGUGACCAACAAUUCCGUAAAAUCGAGGAGGCAAUACGCUGAAAAGUUCCGAUCUUUGGGUGUCACUUCUAUUACUCAGGAUGAGAUCUUCUCUUCGUCAUUUGCGGCAGCUAUGUAUCUCAAAGUCAAUAACUUUCCUAAGGACAAGAAGGUUUAUGUGAUUGGUGGAGAGGGUGUUCUUGAGGAGCUGCAGAUUGCCGGUUUUACAGGUCUUGGUGGUCCUGAAGAUGGUGAAAAGAAGGCACAAUGGAAAUCAAACUCUCUCUUUGAACAUGAUAAAAGUGUGGGAGCAGUUGUAGUUGGACUAGACCCCAACAUUAACUACUAUAAGCUUCAGUACGGGACUCUCUGUGUACGCGAGAAUCCGGGAUGUCUCUUCAUUGCGACCAACCGUGAUGCAGUAGGACAUAUGACGGAUCUGCAAGAGUGGCCUGGUAUGGUCACUAGACUCUUAGGCCUCAUUGCCCAGAAUAGCAGCUUGGUUGUCACAGCAUCAAAUUCUUACUCGUAAUUCUAGGUGCUGGGUGUAUGGUUGCUGCCAUGUGUGGAUCGACUGAAAGAGAACCAAUAGUUGUUGGGAAACCAUCUACUUUCAUGAUGGACUUUCUGCUACAAAAAUUUGGGACGGAAACGUCAAGAAUGUGCAUGGUAGGUGAUAGGCUAGAUACUGAUAUCUUGUUUGGGCAGAAUGCUGGCUGCAAAACUCUCCUCGUCCUAACAGGGGUGACAAGUGAAUCUAAUCUACUAGAUAAGGGCAACAAGAUAGAACCAGACUAUUACACAAGCACAGUCUCUGAUAUCAUAAAACUGAUGGAGUCCCCCUAGUAAGUAAGGGCAUCAUCAUUCAUCAUCUUGCUUUACACUUUGGAACAGUGAUUUACGUCCUGUUGCAAGAUGAAAUUUUUCUGAUUCUUUGUCUUGGUUAGUAAUCUGAUGAAGCAUCAGAAAACAUGAUUUCAUUUUGUUAUGUUGCUGAAUAAAGGAUUUGAGAAGUCGAUGAAGAGUUGAAAGAAUGGUAAUAAGCAAAUAGUAAGAUUAUCAUGGGGAAAGUCCAAAAGCACAGGCUGGUUCCAUUGUUUAUUACUAGUAUUAGCCUUUAUAGCCCUGCUUAGUCCAGAAACAUGUGAUGCGUAUUGAUAAUAGAAACCAAAAAUGUAAAUCGAGGAACACAGAGCUCUCGACUUAAGUUAAUAAAAAAAGGUUCCAAUCCAAACGGCAUGUGAUGUGAUUGUCAGCGAAUAUUCCGCUCCCCUGCAAGUGAUGAUGAAACUCAUCUUCACUUUGGAUGUUUCUGCUGUGUCUUUGCAAAGGAACAUAAUGAGGGAAGAGAGUACAAAUCAAAUACUUGUCCUAAUAUUUGCUUUUAGCAUGCCUUGUUCUCUCUUUCUUCUCAAAGCCAUUGAUGCUUUACUAACACAGAUGUCUAGUUUGUCUGCACCGUGAAAUUAAAACAUAAUCUAUCAUCAUUUGCAUAACAUUUGUCUUUUCUAAGAAAUUCAGGAAUUAACUAUUCUUUCUCACUUUUUUUUUUUUUUUUUUGU